Phaedon cochleariae (mustard beetle) is the source of this 747-nucleotide messenger RNA. Lineage: Eukaryota; Metazoa; Arthropoda; Insecta; Coleoptera; Chrysomelidae. The record is from the annotation of a GenBank genome assembly.
AUGAAGAAUGAUCUCAGGUUCAGAUCGGAUCCUGAUAGAGAAGCAUUUUGGCUCAUAGAAUACGGCCACUGGCCUGCAUCUUCAUUUUGGAAACCGUUUGCCUACUCUUCCUAUAACAUUGAACUGCCUAUUCCCACGUCAACUCUUACCAAGAAUUCUAUAAUUCAUGAAGGCAAGAAGUUGUUCAAUCAUCUGCCCUUGCACAUAAAGCAAAUAGAAACUGAACGAAAGUUUAGGAAAUCGGUUAAAAAGUUUCUAUUGGAAAAGCGUGUUAUAAUCUCACCGAAUUCUAUCAGGAAACGAUUUCUGAUCAUCAAAAAAUGUCCUUGCAAUUCUUCUUUUCGUUAUCGAUACUCGCCAGCAGCAGAUGCUCUGAUUAAUCAGAAAUGUAGUGUGAAUUUGAAAAAAGGCGACUCUAUACCUAAGAAACAUCAACAUGAUAUCCCCAAUGAACAGACAAAUUCAGGAGUUGCUGGACAAAAUGGCAGAGCUGUUGCCAGAAGAUAUCGAACCUUACCUGUUCGUCGUAUGCAUAAAAAAUUAGAAGAAUAUUUCUCGGAUGACAUCAUGAUAUUGAGACAAAAAGAUAGAGCUAAUAUAAUCGUAACUGGGAAAACAGUUGUCAAAAUAAUUUGUGAUUAUCAGCGACAAAAGUGUUCAGAAGAUACAGAUGCUGAAGAAUUUCGGAUAGUUGAAGCAACAGCUAAACUGAUUAAGAAUUCAAUCAAGUUGAUGAGAACAUCCUGA